Messenger RNA from Sparassis crispa, 429 nucleotides. RefSeq lists its product as hypothetical. Bases 1 to 429 code for a protein of 142 amino acids. NCBI's taxonomy places the organism in Eukaryota, Fungi, Basidiomycota, Agaricomycetes, Polyporales, Sparassidaceae. The transcript is spliced from 3 exons. The record is from RefSeq and is a predicted model, not a curated record.
AUGAAUCCGGCACUCCGAAAUCGCAUGCAACUUGCGAUGAUGGUCUCGGAAGCUCAAGUCCGUCAAUAUUACCGAUCUGCAAAGAGGGUCCGCCCGAACUCCAAUCCCAGGCCGAGUGUUCAGUUCUACAAUAUUGAUAGCCUAUUGCUUGACGACACCAAAAAGCAGGAUGGUGAUAUGGAUGAUGGGGAGUCCAAGCCGUGGCUCGACAAACCUCGGGAAUCUGCACUUGAGAAAUGCCGCGCAAAUGUCUUUGUGUUGGAGGAAGACAUUGACCUGUCGCAAUCGGAUCUUUGUGACAUGCUCGUCAGCGAUCCUCCGACGCCAAAUGUACCGGCACAUGAGAACAGGCAGAAAGUCGAAGGUGGUUCGGAUAGUCUUCCCGGAGGGAAUGGCUCUUCAGAUGCAGACUGGGAGUUCCACUGGUAG